Nicotiana tabacum (common tobacco) is the source of this 1236-nucleotide messenger RNA. The record is from RefSeq and is a predicted model, not a curated record. NCBI's taxonomy places the organism in Eukaryota, Viridiplantae, Streptophyta, Magnoliopsida, Solanales, Solanaceae.
AAUGUUUUAGAAGGAAAAGAAGAGGUGAAAACUUUGCCGCACGCCAAGGCGUCCAAUGAAGAAGAAGAUGAUUUCUACAGGAAGAAAUCCGUCAAUUCCUCAAGAAAUCAUCUAUGAAAUAUUCUCAUGGCUUCCUGUUAAAUCUUGAAUGCGUUUCAAGUGCGUUACCAAAUUUUGUAAUUCCCUUGCAUCAGAAUCUGAUUUUUUGAAUAUCCAUGUUCGUCGCUCUAUGACUCGUCCUGGUGGAACAGAGUUCUUUUCGCAGGAAACGAGACCAGUUUUUUACACUACUGAACAAAUAGAAGAUGGAAGACCCUCUGCGUCCCUUCCUCAAAUUAAUGGACUCUAUUACCACGCCCCUGCAUAUUCUGGUUUAGAUUGCGUUAAUGGUUUAUUUUGCUUUUGGGGACCAACAUUUGCUGGACCUGCAGCGAUUUUCAAUCCCAGUACAGGAGAAGUAAGAUUUCUUCCCAACUUGAAGAAUGAUUUUGUUCAGUGUAACUAUGCAUUAGGUUUUGAAUCAGAAGAAAAGAAGUACAAAGUUCUUUUGACAACUAAGCAUGUUCAAGAAGGGUACAAUAAAUAUUGGAUUUUAACUUUAGGCAUAGACAAAUUAUGGAGAGAGAUUAAAAGUAUUUCUCCUCGUGUUCUAUGCAUGCCUGGGGUUUGUAUUAGUGGAGUUAUUUAUCGAUUUGUUUACCAUAAGAGUCAACUUGCUAUAGAUGCAUUUGAUGUUAAAUCUGAAAAAUUUAAAAUUAUUGGAUCGUGGAAAAACUCGCAUGAUUACAAGUUGAUGGAGAUGAAGGGUAAACUAGCAGUCAUGGAUUAUGAAAACACACAUGUGGACACAUCUUCUUGUGGAUUUUAGAACAUAAUCCAACAAAACAAUGGAAGAAUCAUAUCAUUCAAUUCUCAUGUUACGACAUACAGUUUAGUACUAUAUCAUCUUGCACGUCCCGUGAUGGGAAGAUUGUAUUCAUUAUUAACUCAAGGCUGGAAAAUUCUUAUAUGUGUUAUGAUGUCAUGGAAAAGAGAUGGAGAGCCUUAAGUAUCAAGGAACUUCCCAAGGAGAGCUACAUCAAACGCUUUUUAAAUUACAUAGAAAGUCUCUUCCCCUUAAGAAAAUUUGAAAUACCUGUUAUUUUAAACUGGAAAUCAUUUUAACUUGUGUAUUCGAUUUGGAUUAUACGCCUAUGAGAUCCUAGCAUUUAGUGUUAAAUUAGUCUCCCCAUUGCU